Molecule: messenger RNA, 747 nt
Organism: Alternaria hordeiaustralica
Lineage: Eukaryota; Fungi; Ascomycota; Dothideomycetes; Pleosporales; Pleosporaceae
Exons: 2
Coding region: 1-747 (248 amino acids)
Source: RefSeq, a predicted model, not a curated record
AUGCACACCAAGCACACCGCACAACAUCUGAACAACUACAGACAAACAGCAAUGACAUUAACCUCGUGGCUAACAAGCUCCCCCGAGCAACCCACCGAUACCACCGACCCCAACAGCUUCGCCUCUCUCGUCAACAAAAUGAAUCUCGCUGCCAUAAAAGCUGACGCCGAAAACAGCUACAAAGAGAAAUACCUACGACUCCGCAGGCAAGUCGAAUCAAACACCGUCCACAACGACCUUCGCGCUAAGAUCACAUCUCUCUUAGCCAAAAAAACCGAAUACGAGGCUAAGCUUCGAGACACCGAAAAGGCGAAAACGAGCGCAGACAUGCAGGUCGUGGCCCUUGACCUUGUGAUCAAAGACACAAACGUGUACUACAAGUCCAAGUUGGAGAUCGCAGAAACGCAGAACAAGGCGCUCAAGGAGGAGAAUAAGAGGCUGAGGAAAGAUGGGCAGGAUAUGAAAUCUUUGCUUCUCUUGCAUGAGAUCUGUGUACCAAUACAAGGUUCUACGAAUGAAGACACGCAGACUCUGGAAUCAGAGUUUGAUAUGGAGCUAUUGGAGGGUAGCGGUUUUGAAGACGAUUGGCGGACUGAAUCUAGUGAUUCGGGUACGGACUCGACGGAUGUCUGCCCUCAGUGGUAUAACUAUGGGAGGUGUAGUCGGGAUGGCAGCGAUGCUGCUGAGAAGUGUGAGCUUGGUGUGCAUCCACGUCUUCUUGACUUUGGUACAAUCUUGAAGGAGUAG